AUGUCUGAUAAUAAUAUUGACUGGUUACAUAGCCACAAGAGCAUGUGCAAGGUAGACCUCUACAGCCCAAUAGGACAGCACGAUCAGGACCAGAAAGUGAUAUGCUUUGUUGAUGUGUCCACCCUCAACAUGGAAGAUAAAGAUUCUAAGGAUGCUGCUGGUUCCAAUUCAAGAGGUGACUUAAACCUGGGGAGUCUGGAAGAAGAAGAAAUUAUUGUGAUCAAGGAUACUGAGAAGCAAGACUCACCUAAGAUGGAGAUAGUGUGCCUUUUCAAACGAGCUCCUUCUAAUCCUGGAAGUGUCCUCAAUCGUCUACUCAGUGAUCUUCAGAAGUACACCUUGUGUUUCCAACAUGCACUUAGCCCCUCAUCCUCCAGCUGUAGACAUAAACUAGGAGACACAGAGGGCAAAUGUCACAAACUGCCCUCUGGGAACUGCUACAGAUUCUAUGCCGAUCAACUGAAAAUGGAUUACGUGGCCAAAGGACCUCAAGGCCAACAUCUGGAAAUGACAGCGUCCAAAAACACCAGCAAUAACCAGAGUCCUUCCACCUCACCAGCCAAAUCUCCUAGCAAUCAGAGGGCAGUUAUCUCCCCUGAUGGAGAAUGUUCUACGGAUGACCCUUCCUUCUGUGUCAACCGACUAUCUCCUCUGGUGAUCCAGAUGGCCCAUAAGAAAAUCAAGGAGAAGUUGGAAGGUGGAAGCAAAUGUCUUCAUCAUUCAAUCUAUCCACCCAGUGGGGACAAAGGGAAAAACAGCCCUUGUAGUGCUGUGAGCAAGAUCACUUCUGAAAUGGCCCAUGAUGCUGUGGAAGUGACCUCUGCAGAAAGGCGGGGCCUUCCUGAAGUUUCAGCUAAAGCAGCAGAGAAGGGGUACAGUGUAGGAGAUCUUCCUCAAGAGGUCAUGAAGUUCACCAAGGAACAACCACGGGAUGAAGCCGUGGGAAACGGGCUAGAAAACAACUGCUAG
Molecule: messenger RNA, 969 nt
Organism: Balaenoptera acutorostrata (minke whale)
Lineage: Eukaryota; Metazoa; Chordata; Mammalia; Artiodactyla; Balaenopteridae
Gene: AKAP4
Product: A-kinase anchoring protein 4
Exons: 5
Coding region: 1-969 (322 amino acids)
Biological process (GO): intracellular protein localization
Cellular component (GO): sperm principal piece; cytoplasm; sperm fibrous sheath
Molecular function (GO): protein kinase A binding
Source: RefSeq, a predicted model, not a curated record